This is a messenger RNA of Nicotiana tabacum (common tobacco), 594 nucleotides long. The record is from RefSeq and is a predicted model, not a curated record. NCBI's taxonomy places the organism in Eukaryota, Viridiplantae, Streptophyta, Magnoliopsida, Solanales, Solanaceae.
AUGGCUAUUGUUUUAAGAUAUGUUGAUAGAAAAGGAAAAGUAUUUAUUGAACUUGUUCAUGUUCCUGAUACUAGUGCUUUAUCUCUGAAGAAAGCAAAUUUUUACGUACUUGCUCAUUAUUCAUUAAGUUUAUCUUCUGUACGCGGACAAUGCUAUGACGAGGCAAGAAAUAUGCAAGGUGAUAUCAAUGGUCUUAAAAUAUUGAUUAAACAAGAAAGUGAAUUGGCUCAUUCUAUUCAUUGUUUUGCCCACCAACUUCAAUUAACUCUUGUGGUGGUUUCAAAAAUAUGUGUUCAAGUGGAAGAACUUGUGUUAUUAGUUUCAAAUAUUUUGAAUGUAUUGGAAGCUUCUUUUAAAUGUAUGGAUGAACUUCUAGAAUCUCAACAAGAAAAAAUCCAAGAGACAUUAGAUAUGGGUGAGCUAGAAACAAGCAGAGGCUCGAAUCAAGAGCUUGGUCUUAUUAGAGCCGGUGAUACUCGUUGGGGAGCUUACUAUAAGCCGUUUGAAAAUUGUAUACUUUUGUUUGACUCUAUUAUUGAUGUACUUAAUACUUUUGUUGAAAAUGCAAAUACUUUAGAUGGAAGAGCUAAGUAG